Messenger RNA from Podarcis raffonei (Aeolian wall lizard), 2063 nucleotides. Its product is annotated as TATA-binding protein-associated factor 2N-like. Gene Ontology annotation, biological process: regulation of DNA-templated transcription. The transcript is spliced from 16 exons. Lineage: Eukaryota; Metazoa; Chordata; Lepidosauria; Squamata; Lacertidae. Gene Ontology annotation, molecular function: RNA binding; transcription coregulator activity. The record is from RefSeq and is a predicted model, not a curated record. Bases 166 to 1650 code for a protein of 494 amino acids. Gene Ontology annotation, cellular component: nucleus.
AUUGGCUGUGCCGCCCCGCAGCCGAAGCGACGGCGGCGUCGACAACGCUGCUGUUGCUGCCGCUGCUGGCAGAGUCAGUCAGCGAGUGGCCGACGGAGCGGGUUGUCCGGGGUCCCGCGUCUUUCCCCCGCCUCACCUCUUUCCCCGCCGGGGUUGCUGACCGGGAUGGCGUCGGAUUCUGGAAGUUUCAGCCAUUCUGGAGAUCAGCAACAAAGCUACACAGGAUAUAGCAAUCAAGGAAAUCAAAGCUAUGGACAGGCACCACAGGGCUAUCCUGGCUAUGAGCAGAGUGGGGAGAGCUCCUCUUAUGGGCAAAGUUAUGGAGGCUAUCAAGGAAACUAUGGACAGACCCAGACAGGUUACGGGCAGAGCGGCCAGCAAGGAUAUGGGGGAUAUGAAAAUCAGAACCAGAGCUCUUACAGCCAGGAGUCUUACGGCAGUCAGGGACAGCAGAAAGAGCCAUCAGGCAGCAAUAGGACUUCCUAUGACCAGAAGUCCAAUUAUGGACAGCAGCCAGGUUCAUAUAACCAGCCCUCAGGUUACAGUCAGCCACCAGGCUCCUAUGACCAACUGUCGGGUUACAGCCAGCAGCCGAAGCAGUUUGACCAGCCGUCGGGCUACAGCCAGCAAGGACAGCAGCAAAGCUCGUAUGACCAGCAGUCAGGUUACAGCCAAAACCGAGGCUCCUACGACCAGCAGCACGAUUUGGGUCCACAGCAAGGCUCCUACAACCAGAAGUCCAAUUAUGGGCAGCCACCAGGAUCGUACGGCCAGAACCAGCCGUCCUACCAAUCCCAGCAGAAGGAAAGCUAUGGCCAGAACAUGCAAGAUGAUCGUCGUGAGAAGAGUAGGUAUGGCGAAGACAACAGAGGCUAUGGUGGGCCCCGAGGAGGUGGAAGCAGGUUCGAUUCUGACAGCAGAGGUCCGAUGUUGGGCUUAAGUGGUGGUGACCGAGGUGGCUUCAAAAAUUUUGGUGGUCAGAGGGAUUAUGGGCAGAAGCCAGACACAGAUUCGGAGUCUGACAACUCUGAUAACAACACCAUCUUUGUACAAGGACUGGGAGAUGACGUUUCAACAGAUCAAGUUGCGGAGUAUUUCAAGCAAAUAGGUGUCAUUAAGACUAACAAGAAAACUGGCAAACUCAUGAUUAACCUCUAUACAGACAAGGAUACUGGGAAGCCAAAGGGCGAAGCGACAGUGUCUUUUGAUGACCCACCGUCUGCUAAGGCAGCCAUCGACUGGUUUGAUGGAAAGGAAUUCAACGGCAGUGUUAUCAGGGUUUCCUUUGCAACCAGACGGCCUGAAUUCCUGCGAGGAGGCAAUGGAGGUGGUGGUGGUGGUCGUCGAGGUUCCCGAGGAGGGGGCUUCGGAAGAGGCGGCGGCUUCCAGGGCCGAGGCGGAGAACCCAAAAGUGGCGACUGGGUUUGUCCCAACCCGAGCUGCGGCAAUAUGAAUUUUGCCCGUCGGAAUUCCUGCAAUCAGUGCGAUGAGCCCAGGCCGGAUGAUGGGCAUCCAUCAGGAGGAGACUUCCGCAGCCGGGGAGGCUUUGGAGGUGACCGAGGAUUCAGAGGCCGCAGAGGUGGUGGCUUUGGCGGAAAAAUGGGAGGCCGAAAUGACUUCAGAAGCGAUCAACGCAACCGACCCUACUAAGAACAGCUGUGAAGGUCCCCCCUCCCUACCCCAUCUUUCUGACGGCUUUUCACAGCAAACUUUGCUGAGUUUCGCCUGCUGCUUUAUACCCCACAUGCCCUCUUUUGGAUAGUGGAAUUAAAUGUGAAAUUGGAUUUUUUUUUUCAUUUGGCGGGAGGGAACUUGGGUCAGAUUCCUCCCCCUCCUUUUUUAUUUUACUUUUAAAGCAAGUCCAUCAAAAUUUUCAUCUUCUAAUUUCCAUCAUUCCCCCCCUCCCACCACCCCCAACUCUCCAUCACCUAAAAAAAAGAAAAGAAGGCUCUCUCUUCCACGGGCUGUUGAAAAAAAAAAGAAGGAAUGAAAUUGUAAAAUAUUUGCCAAAAAUCUGACAUGUUUUAUAAUUCAAACAAUAAAAGCUGAUUGUUUAUUUGUGA